Messenger RNA from Marasmius oreades (fairy-ring Marasmius), 868 nucleotides. RefSeq names its product ribosome biosynthesis protein nip7 (gene NIP7). Gene Ontology annotation, biological process: ribosome assembly; ribosomal large subunit biogenesis. Gene Ontology annotation, molecular function: RNA binding. The transcript has 6 exons. The record is from RefSeq and is a predicted model, not a curated record. Gene Ontology annotation, cellular component: nucleolus; preribosome, large subunit precursor; nucleus. NCBI's taxonomy places the organism in Eukaryota, Fungi, Basidiomycota, Agaricomycetes, Agaricales, Marasmiaceae. The coding region runs from base 47 to 589 and encodes 180 amino acids.
GCUUUCAAAAAACUUCACAAGGACCAUUCUUUUCUGAAUUUCACUCAUGCGACCACUGACAGAAGACGAAUCCAAGGCCCUCUUCGCAAAACUAGCGAAUUACAUCGGCAAGAAUCUCAUUCAUCUCAUCGACCGGCCAGACGAACCAUACUGCUUCAGGCUACACAAAGAUCGAGUAUUCUAUGUCUCCGAAUCAUCAAUGCGUUUAGGAGUAUCUGUCGCUCGCCCCAACCUUGUCAGUCUGGGAACAUGUUUUGGUAAAUUCAGUAAAAGUGGCAAGUUCAAGUUGCACAUAACGGCAUUAGACUACAUUGCCCAAUACGCCAAGUACAAGAUAUGGAUCAAGCCCAACGGGGAGAUGCCCUUCCUAUACGGAAAUCACGUAUUAAAAGCGCAUUUGGGUCGGAUCACGGAGGAUACACCGGAACACCAGGGAGUCGUUGUUUAUAGUAUGAACGAUGUACCACUGGGAUUCGGAGUAACAGCUCGGUCUACAUUGGAUACCCGAAAACUGGACCCAACCUCCAUACUUGUUUUUCAUCAAGCGGACGUUGGGGAGUAUUUGCGAGAUGAGGAAACUCUGAUCUGAACCGCUCGCCCACUGUCCUGUCUUUAUUCUUGCCGUCCCAGACCGCAUUGCUAUCACAUUCCCUUUUACUGCUCCAAUUAUACUGUAACCCACUCUCCCGGUUUUGAAGUGCUCGGCCGCGGUAAUAAAUCUCAUGCUUCUCAUACACAGGCGUAUCUUCCCGUCAUAAACUCAUAGCUGUCCUCCAUAUAAUCUAUGUAUUCACUAUUCAUUGGUACUUUGGGUUCUUUGUUGCAUUCUUCGAUUAACAUAGGUGGCUACUGGCCAGCAUUUGACUAC